Molecule: messenger RNA, 810 nt
Organism: Heterotrigona itama
Lineage: Eukaryota; Metazoa; Arthropoda; Insecta; Hymenoptera; Apidae
Source: the annotation of a GenBank genome assembly
CUUUAUCUUGAAAUCAAUGUGAUUAUACUGUCAAUAUAUAAAUAAGAUAUUAACCAUAUACAGAAAAAAAUUUCCUUAACAUUUAGUUACAGUGGGAACAACUAAAAUUAUAUAGAACAAUACUGUCUUUUUCUAAAACCAUUGAGAAUAUCAAGAAUUAUUUCCUCUGGAGUAUUUUCUGAAUACAUGGGCAUGAUUCUAAAAACAAUUUAAGAAUAUUAGAACUAUUUGUAUUAAAGGGAAUUUCUGUAACAACUUUUUUGUAAUCUACUUAUGUAUUAUAAAAGUGGGACCUACGAAAUAUCAAAAACAAAAUCAUCAACUAAAUGUGAGAAAAAAUAUAGUACAAAACAGUUUGUAAAGUGUUUUCAGUUGUUAAAACGAAAAGAAAAGGACAGGCGAGAGCAAGCGAGAAUUGAGAAAGAUUAUAAACAUUUUAUGUAUUCAAUGAUCUAUUUCGUUUACUUGUCGAAUAGAGACCACGAGGAUCACCAUAAACUGGAUCAAAUGCAGAAAAUGAAAAUCUUGUCGGUGUAACUGGAGUUCUUGGAGUUGACAUAGUUGUAUUUAAUGGAGGUGAACAGGGUGUACUAGUCUUUUUCAAUUGAGGAGGGCAUUUAUCAGCUAUAAAAGAUGAAUUUCAAUUAAAGUUUGUUUAUUAUAUUAUUAUAACGUGAAAAAUUAUGUUGUCAGAAGUAAUAUACGUACCAAAAAUUCCUCUAUUUUUUAUAUUCAAGUCGAUACUUGCCAUUUUAUUCUUCCAUACUAUAAAACAAAAUAGAUCCGAUAUAAUAUAAUAUAAUAUAAUAU